AGUCGGUGGACGAGUCUGGGACGGUGGCUGGAUCGAGCGGGUCGCGGGAGGCCGAUGCAGGCGAUGCCAUGCAGAGCGACAAGCCAUGCCCAAGCUCUGAUGACAUCUCAAAUGCUGUUAAUUGUCUGCGAUCAGCAGUCUCCGCUGGUGAGGUUGCUCCUGCCGAUGUCACGAGCCUCAUGCCGCUGCUGCUGGCCUAUGACAAGCGACGCAGUCCGACUCCGCCGUGGGCGCUGAGCAUCAACCUCUGCAUCGACGUGCUGGUGUCGGCGCGCAACGCGCCGCCGCACCAGCUCAUUGCUUUUCUCGCUGAGCUCUUUGUUGAUGCCGGCGAGCUCAUGACCGCGGCGCUUCUCUAUGCCUCACUCCCGCUUGUUGCGCUCUCGGCAAGCACUGCAGACCUUGCUUCACCCAUGAACAUGCUUGGCUUGGGCGAGGACGGCCUCCGCGAGACCUUUGAUCGCCUGGUCAUCAUCGCGUCGACGGUCGCGCGCGUGUAUGGACCAGACGACCCCGCUGUUGGCGAUCUCGUCCACACCGCGAACGUCCUCGGCCGCGCCUCGUUGCAGCAGCUGCCGCCUGUGGAGUCAGCCUCUCUCGCCAUGGGCUGCGUCGCCGACACUCUGCAGCGGAUGCUGGCUAGAGUCAAGGCGGAGGCGGCCGAGCGGGCCGAGCCGCUCUCGCCGCGGCUCACCGCACUUUUUCACCAUGUCAUCCACUUGCUUGUACUCCCGCUGCUUCCGACACCACCACUCGAGUACGCGCUGCUAGGCCUCGGCUCGAUGGCGCGUUCUGAGCUCUCUGCCUCGUCCGACAUCGACUGCAUGGUCCUUGUUGCGUCAAAGCCCACAGCCGAUGAGGCCUCGUGGCUCAACAUCUUCGCUACUCUGAUCGAGCUCUGCAUGGUGGCGUUUGGCGAGACGCAGGCCCACAUCGGACCGUAUGCUGUGCUUUCGCGUCCUGCAGGCUUUCAUCUCGACGAGGCGCUACUCUCGCCGCGGCACAUGCAGCUGACGGUUACCCAGGCCAUUGAGCGGCAACGCGCUGAGCUUCGCCGGCUCGCCACCGAGCCUAACGCUGACAUUGACCCAAUUGCUGGCGCGCUGCGAAACGCGUGCUUUGUUGCAGGCUCCCGGACUCUCUACGGUGAUUACAUCGACAGACUGGCAGAGCUUUUUGCCUCGCCGUCUCAAGAGCUCGGUCUCUACUCUCUCUCGCGCAACUGCUCGAAGACUCACGGUGUGUUUGCGCCGCAGACCAGCACUGGGGCCUUUUCGGGCACUGCACAUCUCAAGCCGCUCAUUCUUCGUCCGAUUUCGUUGCUCGCAGACGGAUGCAUGCUGGCGCUGGCGCCGCAUGAUGCGGCUCGUAUCCUCUUCACAGUCGACCGCCUCGAUUGCCUCUCAGGACCAACGCUUGAGGCUUUCCCUCCGCCAGUCGCCCGGGCGCUGGCUGUCAUUUUUGAGCAGGCAAUGGCGCUGCGGGACGCGUAUGCGCCAUCGUUUGCUACCAUGCAGGCCUUGGCGCACGAUGCUGCUCAGUUGCUCGGCCCGAUCGCUGCCGGCAUCGACGCUCUCUGCACCUCACAGCUGCCGCCCAGGAUGGCCGCUAAGGACGCGCUAGGCAACCCGCUGCUUCACGAAGAGGCACUGCUCCGACUUGCGCUGGACUCAUUUUCGGCGGUGCGGGUCUCGCCUGCAGUCCGGGACGACCCUGAGUUUGAGGGCCAGCGCGCCGCCGUCGCCAGUGGGCUUGGCGACGGCGCAUGCUUUGCCGGCAUCGAGCCACAGAGUGUGCGGUUGCUGAGUCCGGAGGCCGUGGCUGCAUUGGAUGCUACCCCGGCUGCUGUCUUUGCUCUCCCCCGCGCGUCGAUCUUUUGGCGAAACGCGCAGCUGGAGGCAGUUCUCGAACCUGCGGUCUCGCCGCUCGCCACCCGAACGUACCACGCCAUCCACGCACUCGGCGCACUCGCACUCGGCCCGCCUACUGGGCGAAUCUCGGACAUUGCAUUUGCCGGAUCAUCACCUGCGGCUACGUCGGUUUACAUUGUCAUCCGCGGCCAACUCCAAGAGUAUCGGCUCCGGCUGCGGCGGGCCUCGGCGGUGCCACUGACCGAGGCGCUGACGGCGACCUCGAGUACUGUGCUCGAGCGGGUGACCAACUUGCCGCACGUUGCACACGCCGUGCUUCUCUCGCUCUUUGCCGGUCUCGCACACUGCGGGCCGGACGCGUACGAAAUCGACGAGUCGGGCUUACUUUACGUGGGCGGCCCCGAGCCUGCACCCUUCAACUCGUCGGCAUCGCUGGCGUCAAUCUUGCUCGCCUCGCGUGCGGUGCUGGAGAGCACCGUUCCGCAGGCAGUCCACGCUCGACUUGCAGCCCUGGCGCCGCGAGCAGUGGUCGAGGCGUGGAUGAGCGCAGCAUGCAGAGACAACGACGAUCUUGUUCGCCCUGCGUACCUCUCUGUCCUUCUCAACAGGCUCUAUGCCGCCAAGACGGUGGCAGCGUCGCGCGAUGUGGGGACGCUCGCGCUCGGGGAUCUCGCCGGUGCCAUCGACGCCCGGCUAGUCGACCGGUACCGGGCGCGAAUUGCUUCCGAGCGCGGACACACUCCCCUCAAGGUCUUCCGCAAAGUAGCCAAAUCGCUCAGCGAGCCUACUACCCCGAGUGUCUCCGCCUCGACCGCAUCGCUCGCCCAGAUUUGGUCGUCAAUGACCUCGACGUCAUCAGCGCAGGCGGACGACGAGACUGACACACCCGACGCCCGGCUUCGGGCGCUGGCAGCUCUCAAGGUUGAUGCCUGGAUCGAGACAUUUCUGGAGCACUUUCCAUGGGCAUCGGCACAGCUUGAGGUCCAAGUCUCGCUGCUAAACGUGCUUCCGCAGCUCCGCCUGCGGCGGCUGGUACUCUCGGGCUGCACGGCGGUCACAAGCACCCGACUGUCAACGAUCAUGGCGGCAUCACGAGGUUCGCUUGUCGACCUCGAUGUCUCGGGCUGCACUGCGCUCGACUCGCUGUUGUGGAUGACAAGCAAGCGACGGAACUGGGCUCUGGCCCGGGUCAACCUUGCCGGCUGCACCCUGCUCGGCGGCGGCGACGUGGCUGCGCUGGAGGCGGCCGCGCCUCAUCUCGCCUGGCUUCAGCUCUCGUCCGACAUGGAUCUGUGCGGGACGUACUACGAGGUGACCGCCGGAUCGCCGAGUCUUGUGCGACAGGCAGUCCGGCCGCAGAUCCGCAUUGCUCUGGAUGCUUUGGUCCGGCCCGAGCCGACUCCGAGGUUCGUGACAGCGUCGACGCUGGCUAUCUGCCGGGCCGACUUUUCCAAAGCCGGGCUGCACGAUGAGUUUGGAGUGGCACUGGCACGCGUGCUGCUCGACAAGCGAGCGCCGCAUGUAACUGAUGUUUCGGUGGCGGGAAACGAGCUGACUGCCGUUGGCGUCCUCGCGCUAGUCAAUGCUUUUGCGUCGGCCGACGACCAGUCGCGACUGGUGUCGGUCACGGUGGCGGACAAUGCAUUCGAUGUCGAUGGCGAUGCUGACUUGCGGAUGCUGCUUUUGCGGAUGUCGUCAAGUCUCCGGAUGAGCGGUCGCGUGCUCGACUACGGCGUGCAGCCAGCGUCGCGGGCUGUGUUCUUCGGCGACUCUGGCAUGGACGUGUCGAUGGUGGCUGACGCGGCGAUCAACCCGAGUGGCGACCGGCUGGCGUGGCUUGCCCAUCCGGGUGUUUGGGUUGCCACCAUCCGGGAGGACGACGACGGGUACGGAAUCCAGAUUCCUAUCUGGACUCGUGUUGUGUGCCGGGACGUGUGCGCCGUCGAGUGGCUCUCGGACGAUGUGCUGGUGCUGGGUACGAGCGGCGGAGCGGUCGGUACAGCGCGGCUAGAUGGCCAUGAUCCGGCGUUUGGCUGCAUCCACGCCGGCGAUGCAGUGACAUCGAUGGCAGUCCUGCCUGGCGAGCGGGUUCUAGUUGGGCGAGCCUCGGGCGUUCUCCACGAGGUGGAGCUGUCCGAGGUGGCAUACGAGGCCGAGUCGCUUGUUUUGCACUCGUCACCAAUCCAUGCCUUGGCAAUUCUUCCAGACUCGCGGGUGGCGACCGCAAGCUUUGACGGCGUCGUCGGUUUGUGGCUGCGGGCCGGGGCGGGAUGGGUUCUCUUGGAUCACUGGCGGGCGCCGACCGGAAGCGAGAUAGGCCCGAUGGUUGCGACGGCCGCGGGCGAGCUCUUGGUUGCACUGGCGCACCCGACCCAGCUCUUGGCAGUUGCUUUUGAGGGGAGCAAGCCGGCAGCUCGAGUGGUGUGGGAGGUGGACGAUGGCGCGGAGGGUCUUUGCGUGGUGACACACCUCACGCCAUGGGCGGGGCGAUGUGUUUCGCGCGAUGGCCUGACGCGAGUAGUCGAGCUGGACGACGAGACGACGAACGUGCGGCGAGCACCCGGCCUGCUCUGUCCUGUACGUUCGGCGGUGCGCUGGUACUGGCUGGUGUGGGACUGCGAUGUGUUUGGGGUGGUGGCGGACGGGAGCCUUCCGCGGCCGCACCGGCAGUUUGAUCUGUGCGAGCUGCAGCGGUCUGUGUAAGCGAGUGGUUGAUGGACGGGCGGCUAAACCAGAGCGGCGCGGA
Molecule: messenger RNA, 4617 nt
Organism: Thecamonas trahens ATCC 50062
Lineage: Eukaryota; Apusomonadida; Apusomonadidae
Exons: 2
Coding region: 69-4574 (1501 amino acids)
Molecular function (GO): [protein-PII] uridylyltransferase activity; protein binding
Source: RefSeq, a predicted model, not a curated record